CAUGACAUGUCUUUGAAGGUCUAUAAAUACGUUUCAUAUCCCUAGCUCUUAUGUCACUCACUUCACUCUCUCAAACACUCUUCGUUCUUACUAAUCAUAUCAUAUCUAUCCAAGGAAUCCCAAUGGCAAGUGUUGAGGUGCAAUCGGCUGCAAACACUUUACCGGAGAAGGUGGAAAUCACCCCAGAAGCACCAAAAGAAGUCAAGCCAGUAGUUGCUGCACCGGAGCCAGUGACUGAGGAGUCACCGGAAGAAACCUCAGUCGACGUUCCUACACCCGUGGAGGAGCCACAGCCACCCACCGCCGAAGUCCCACUUGAAACUGAAACCAAAGUGGUGGAGGAGGAGCCCAAAAGUGAGGUAGAACAGGAACCCACGACAGAGACAAUCGAUCAAGAAGAGGUGACGGCUGCUGAGGAAACCAAGGAAGAAACUCCGGCAGCAACUGAGGCAGUCCCUGAAGACACUCCGGCGGCAACAGAGGCAUUACCUGAAGAAACUCCGGUGGUGACGGAGGAGCUCAAAGAAUCUGUGGAGGAAGAUGAAAAACCAGCUGAGGUUGUUGCAGCAGAGGAAUGAAGAUUGAAGAGAAAGAGAGAGAUGUUACUUUCUAUUUUUAGCAUGGUCGAUGUUUGGUUUCUAUUUUGUUAAAUCUUCAAAAGCAAAGUGGGCAGUAGAUGAUUGGCUGAGAAGUGGGGCGCCGCUUUGGCUUUUGAGUUCUACAUUUCAAGAAGUUUUCAAUAUGAUUUAUUCUAUAUAUGUUUGCU
This is a messenger RNA of Lactuca virosa, 766 nucleotides long. The record is from the annotation of a GenBank genome assembly. Lineage: Eukaryota; Viridiplantae; Streptophyta; Magnoliopsida; Asterales; Asteraceae.